UUGGUCUACUGACAUGAUGCCCGAAAUUAUUAUAAGCGUCUGCAGCCUGAUGGGAUUAUGCUAUAGUGCCCUGGUAAACCUGCUUUCAAAAUUGUUCGGUUAUUUCCGUAUUUGGUUUAUGUACCACUGCACUGCCUCCUCGCCCAGUAAGAGUCUGCGUCCCUACCUCUACAAGAUCGAUCUCUAUGUGUGGCAGAUUAUCUACGGAACGCCGGAUACCGGUCACGUGGUCUUAUUUAAUGGUUGGCACAAUGGCCGCACGGUCGUGUGCGACGACUGCCGGUUGAAACGUGUGGGUGAAUUGAUUGACCAGGCAAAAAUAUGCCUGGACGUGGUGCUGCUCUCCACCGCCAAUGUCCAGUACCUUGACCGCAUGUUGGCUGCACAUAAUCGAGGCGUCAAUGUGCGCAUUCUCGCCAGCGAGGAAAUGCUCGCGGCUAAUGGGCCAGCGAUGCAGCUAAUCUGCGCCUUGGGUGUGCCGGUGCGCGGCUCCCCGACCGGUGUAAAAUUCGGCUACAAUUUUGCUAUAAUAGACAGUGAAAAGCGAGCAAUGGGGUUAGAGGCCACGCAGGAUACGGUCCACACCUGUCUUUGGCGUCUCAGGGGCAACAUGAAAGGAUGUGUCCGCAGGAUCCUAGCUGUCGUGAAGCAGAAACGCGAUUAUAGGCAUGAUAAUUACCACUACCAAAUUUUCUUUGAUGAAUGGGACUUCCUAUAUCCCAUCACCCCGCCUUACUUCGCAGAACGUAAUUUUGUCGAAGUUACACGUUAAUUCAAUUAUAUCUUAUUUUAAUGAUUAA
Messenger RNA from Drosophila persimilis, 800 nucleotides. RefSeq lists its product as uncharacterized. NCBI's taxonomy places the organism in Eukaryota, Metazoa, Arthropoda, Insecta, Diptera, Drosophilidae. The transcript has 2 exons. The record is from RefSeq and is a predicted model, not a curated record. Bases 14 to 772 code for a protein of 252 amino acids.